Molecule: messenger RNA, 2032 nt
Organism: Chironomus riparius
Lineage: Eukaryota; Metazoa; Arthropoda; Insecta; Diptera; Chironomidae
Source: the annotation of a GenBank genome assembly
CAUCAGUUCGAUUCAAUUAAUUAAAGAGAAUGAAAAUCAACAGCGGCAAUAAUUUAGCAUUAAAAUUUAUUUUCAUAGCUUUUGCAUUAAAUUUGGCAGAAGCACAAAAGCCAACAUAUAAAAUUUGUGUACCGGCAUUAAUCCUUCCAGCAUGUAAUGAAUUAAUGACUAAGAGGAGUGAAAUUGCAAGCAUUGAAUGUGUUGCUGGACGAGACAGAGUCGACUGCUUGGACAUUGUCGAGAGACGUGGAGCUGAUUUUAUGGCCGUUGAUCCUGAGGAUUUAUAUCUUGCAUUUAAGAAGAAGAAUGAAGAUUUUGCUGUAUUUUCGGAUAUAAGAACAAAAGAAGAAAUUGAAGCGGAAUUCCGUUACGAAGGAAUAAUUUUAAUAAAAAAGAAUUCAGGCAUAAAUUCGCUGUCUGAUUUGCGUGGGAAAAAGUCUUGUCACACAGGCUAUGGAAGAAAUGUUGGCUACAAAAUUCCAAUCACAAAGUUAAAAAGACAUGAAAUUUUUAAAGUUGAUGCUGAUGUGAAUCUGUCACCCGUCGAAAGGGAAUUGAAAGCACUCUCAGAACUGUUUCCACAGUCAUGUCUUGCUGGAAAGUAUUCAGAUAACAAUGAAGUGAAUGAAAAACUGAAGAAAAGUUAUUCAAACCUCUGUGCACUGUGCGAAAAUCCAACAAGAUGUGAUUAUCCUGAUAAAUUUUCUGGUUAUGAUGGUGCUAUUAAAUGCUUGGUUGAGAAUGGUGGCGAUGUGGCUUUCACGAAAGUUAUUUAUGUUAGAAAAUAUUUUGGGCUCCCAAUUGGACAUGCCACAGAGUCAUUAACAGAAGCACAAGCAAAUCCAAAUGAUUAUGAAUAUUUGUGUGAAGAUGCUACAAAAGUUCCAAUUACCGAGAGGGCAUGCACGUGGGCUCAGCGUCCGUGGCAAGCAUACAUGGGAAAUGGUGACAUAACAAACAAGCAUCUAGACAUGCUUCAAAGUCGCUUGAAAGUAUUUUAUGAAGAUGCGAAGUCAACGGAUCACAUGACUUAUGCCAAACAAAUGAUGGUUAAUGAAAAGAACACGGUAGUGCCAAAGGAUAAUGUAAUUCUUCCGGGCGAUCAUUUAUCAAAAGCUCAAUACACAGAUGUUAUUGAACGGCAGCUCCUUGACGGAAACUCGAAUGAUGAAAAAAUAAAACUUUGUGUUUCGAGCAAUGUAGCUAUGAGAAAAUGUCAAGCAAUGAGCGAUGUUUCAUAUUCUCGUGACAUACGUCCAACUUUUGAAUGUAUUCUCAAAGACAAUGAAAAAUGUAUAGAGUCAUUGAGUGAAGGAAAUGCUGAUGCUGUUGUCGUUCAAUCAAAAACUUUUGAGAUGCAUAAUUUGAGCAAUUUGAAGGCAAUUCUUUAUGAACAAUUGGAUGAUGAUGACAAUGACAAAUAUGUUGUGAUUGCACACGAUGGAAUUGAAUUCAAUCAAAUUAAAAAAGCUGAUUUACAAUUUGACCCAGACAAUUUACGAAGCAUCAAUGCUGCAUUACAUUUUUCGACGAAGCAACGCAAGCAAAGUGGAAAAUUAUGCCCUCAAACUAUUAAAUCUGUUCCGAAUGGAGAAUUACAAGUUAUUAACUCAAGAGAUUUAAGUAAACACUCAGACAAGAUUUUAAUUUGCCAGGACAUGACGACGAGAUCAUUAAAUGAAUUUAAACGAUGCAAUUUUGACUUUACAUUACCAACAGCUGUAUACGUUAGUAAGUCUGUGAAUCCGAACAGAGAAGCAACUAUCAAGCAUGCCUUUGUAACAAUGUCAGAAAAAUUCGGCCACAAGAAGCCUUAUGAAGAUGUCUUUGAAUUAUUUGGUCAGUUCGAGGAAGGACAAGAGAAUGUCAUUUUUAAUGAUGAUGCUGUAGCACUAACAACGCAAGAGGGAUCUGUUACACAAACGGAUUACAAAAAAAUGAGAUGCUUAAUUUGAGUUUGAUUUUUAAUUUUGCUGUCUAAAUAAAUUUGCAUGUUUUUUAAUAAAGGAUGUGCUGGAAUUUCUAAUAUAAA